AUGGUUGAUACACAAGAACGGCCCAGCGAGGGCCCCGCGUGGUACCUGCAGCAAGACGUCCAAGUCGCCCUGCUCUGGCACCAGCUUAAUGCUGUCUGCGCCCAGUUGGCACAGACCAAUCAACAGCUUUAUCUGCAACAGAACCUGAUCCUCGGUCUGCAACAGCAGCGGCUCGAGGACCAGAAGCUGAUCUCGAAUCUUGUGGGCAAGCUGAUGGAGCCUGAGUGCUGCAAAGCCAAGAUGCCGGCAGAAGCAUGUGCUGCCGAGGAGCCCCUGAGCCACAAAGAUUGCUCGGACACAAGCACCGACACUAGGAGCCCUGGCAGCGACAGCGCAGAAAGACCCGAUGCUGAGUGGAUUCUCGUCGUCUUUGACGCAUCGGAGGAGACCGUGGCAACGGAGGGCGCCGGCUCUCCCGUGUCAGAGGACACCGUGGCGCCUUCAACUCCUGCUGCGAUGUGGCUAGGCCCAGACCUGUCGAUUUGCCCCCAGCGCAGUGAUAGCUGCGAUGUGCCUGAGAGUGUCGCUGCAGAGUGCCAGGAAGCUCCAUCCAAGGAGCCGCCAAGGAAAAUUCGGAUCAGCGAAGGCUUCGACAGCGACCCACAGGGCGGGAGAGGCGAUGAGUCGCCCGCAUCCGCGUCGGAUGCCCAAGACGAAGGGGCACAGAGGCCGCGUGGUGAUGUGCAGGCCUUGGCCGAGCGGAUUCAGCCCCUUGGCAUCGAGGGCCGACGGAGCUCAGAGACAGUGACCUGGUCGGCGCUGGGGAAUGACUUGCUGAGCUGGCGCCUGGUUUCGCGACGAACGAGAAGCCCGGAGGCCUUGACAGCACACCUGGCCGAGAUGGGCAGCAUGGACGGGCCAGCUGCAAUUCUCGCUUUCGCAGAACAGUUAGAGCUAUUCGGUGUCAACCCGAAUGUGUCAAAUGAGUCAGCCUUUGAAGGCGAUGCCGAGCAGCAGAAGCUGUGUGAGUGUCGAUUGUGGUGCCUGGCCCUGGCGUCGAAGACCUUCACCCACUUCAGCGAAAGCUACGUUCGCCGCGCGGUCGGCAAGAACCUGCAAUAUGUGCUGCGGCACUGCUGGAGUGCAGAUUCCUCCACUGCUGCUGCCGCCCACCUUAUUGCACACAAUCACGCGAGUGAUGCCCUCCCUUUCGUGGCGCAAAUGAUUGCAGACGGUAUGCUCGCACGCAUGGAAGAGUUGGUCAGGUCCAACAUACGCGCCAACUUGAAACAUGUAGAUUCUUGCGCGAGAAUACUUGAAAAGAUAUUGCGCUCGCUGAGCAAGCCUCAGUGUCAGAAGUGGGUGUCCCUAACGGUCAAGCUGCUGAUGGGCCCUCACGUCACCGACAAAGACAAGGAAAGACUUGUCUGGCAGCUGAAGAUGCUAUGGUUGGUUGACGACGAUCCCAAGCGCACCUAUGCAGAAGCUGAACAGCAGCUUGUCGCCGUUUGCGACUUCGGUGAAUUCAAUAAUGACCUGCUGAGCCUCCUGAACAGCAGCUGA
Molecule: messenger RNA, 1503 nt
Organism: Symbiodinium sp. CCMP2456
Lineage: Eukaryota; Dinophyceae; Suessiales; Symbiodiniaceae
Source: the annotation of a GenBank genome assembly